Molecule: messenger RNA, 6490 nt
Organism: Pan troglodytes (chimpanzee)
Lineage: Eukaryota; Metazoa; Chordata; Mammalia; Primates; Hominidae
Exons: 3
Coding region: 2921-3181 (86 amino acids)
Source: RefSeq, a predicted model, not a curated record
GGCUCCAUAGCAACAGGCCCCGCCCCGAGGCGGGAGCCGAGCUGCGCUCAGGCGGAAGAAAAGAAGGCGGGUCCCCUCCACCCAGAUGGCGAUUGCGCGCCGGUUGCUCCUUGCCUGUCUGUUAGCUCGUUUGUAAAAUGCUACCUCCUGAUGCCAUUGUGAUGAUUAAAUGAUCCAGUGUGUCACUGUCAGCCCCAUGCCUAACACACAGUAAGUCUCAGGUGCGGUAGUGGAGAAGAGGAUGGGCUCUAGAGCCAAGAAUGGGUUUGGAUCCUGGCUCUGCCACUUACAAGUUGUAUAACCCUGGCGUCAGUUUUGCCCUUUGAUGUAAGUCAUCGUCUCUGGACAUGAGAACGGGAGGCCUCACUUCCACAUCCUCCUCCAAAUGAAUGCACUCUAAACAAACAUUGAUGCGCCUCUCAAGGUUGGCAUUGCAUCUGGACCAGUGCCAGGAAGCCACAAGGCCACCAGAGGCAGAGGGGAAGAGCAAGGGCGGAAGAACAGAAGUCAAGCAGCAGCAGAUGGAAUGUGUGCACGGUCAGGUGAGGCCUGACCCGAGGGUGUUGUGAGCCCUUGGUCAGGGUGAGCCCAGUGCCAAGCAGAGCCAUCCAUGACCUUAGGGCCAAUGCUAGGCACCCUGACUCUUCCUUGAUAAUGUCUCUCAUCCUCCAUUCUUCCUCCCCCUUUCUCCCACCCUCUUUCCUACUCCCUAUCCACUUCAUUCAACAGAUUUUUAACUUAGCUUCUGCUGUGUGCUAGGCACUGUGUUAGGAGCCACAGAUAGUCACUAUCCUUAAGGAAUGUACACAUUCUCAUAACAGAGACAGAUACUAAAUCUCAAAUAAUAAACUAAAUUAAAUUACUUGAAAUAGAAGUUAAUUAAGCUUCAGACAAUUAACAAUUUUUAUCUGUGGCCUCUACUUCAGACCCACCUAGGAAAUACAGGCAUGUUGGUGUUCUGUGGUGGAUAAGAAUCCAGGCUCUGGAAUCAGACAAAUGUGGGUACAAAUCCCAGCUCUGAUACUGCCCAACAGUGUGAUUUUGGCCAAAUUACACCACCUCUCUUACCCUCCUUUUCUUCAUCUGUAAAAAGUAAAAGAGAUACUUUUUACUUUUUAAAAGAGAUACUUUUUAUAGGGUUGUUAUGAGGAUUAAACAAUGCCCAAAAGAUGCUUAGCACAUUGCCUGGCACAUAGGAAAACUCAAAAUAUGUGAACUAUUGUUGCUGUUUAAUUAUACAAGCAAAGAGGUCAGCAAACCUUUUCUGUAAAGGGCCAGUAUAGCAAACACUUUAUUGACUUGUGAGUCAAUACAGUAUCCGUUGCAACUGCCCAAUUUUAUUGUAGUGUUAGAGCAGCCAUUAACAGUAGGUAAAGGGGCUGGGUGUGGUGUCUCAUGCCUGUAAUCCCAGCACUUUCAGAGGCUGAGGCAGGCAGAUUGCUUGAGCUCAGAAAAUUGAGACCAGCCUGGGCAACAUGGCAAAACCCUGUCUCUACAAAAAAUACAAAGAAACUAGCCAUGCAUGGUGGUGCACACCUGUAGUCCCAAAUACUUCGGAGGCUGAGGUGGGAGGAUCGCUUGAACCCGGGAGGAGAGGUUGCAGUGAGCUGUGAUUGCACCAUGCACUGCCAUCCUGAGCAACAAAGACAGACCCUGUCUCAAAAUAAAUAAGUAUAUAAACAAAUAAAUAACAGUUGGUAAAGGAUGAUUAUAACUGUGUUCAAUAAAAUUAUAUUUAUAAACACUGAAACUUGAAAUAAUUUUCUCAUGUCACAGAAUAUUAUUUUUCUGUUGGUUUUUUCCAAAUUAUUUAAACAUGUAAAAACCAUCAUUAGCUCACUGGUUGUACAAAAACAGGCCGUGGGCCAGAUUUGGCUCACAGGCCAUAGUUUGCCCGCCCCUGCUCAAGCCUAACAAAAUGGCUGACACACCUUUCGUAGAUUUUGCUUCAGAGGAAAAUCCAGUUGGUGGGUCUGUAAUACCCUAACUCACUGUCUGGACAUUAAGACACAACCUGGUCUGACUAACAACAUUAUAAACCAACCCAAGGAUAGCAAAAACCUCGUAAAUGAAAAACAAUACCUACAGUUUGCUUGUGCAUAAGCCAAGAUAAGUAAGUAAACAGAACUUACCAUUGGCUUGUGCAGAAGAUAAGAAAUGGAAAAGAUAAUCAGUUCCUUAGACGCAUGAUCACCCUGUGUUUUGUAGGUGGAGGCAAGCUGCUCCUGACAGGUGCAAGAACUGACUGUGUGUGUACUUUGCUUCUCAGUGCUGUGCACAGACACGUGCAGCAAGAACCAUCUCAGAGGGUCACAAGCCCCCUAGAUUUUACCCACAGAAGAUGGUAGAAAAAAGAACCUGUGAUGAAUGAAGAAAGCUGGGGAAAAUGAGGGAAGGCAGGAGGAACCUGCCAGAAACAGGCCAAGUCCCACCAACAUGAAAAUCAGAUCACAAAUGAUUUAGCUGUAAAACAGGUAUCCCAAGUUACGCCAUGUAAUUCCCAAUUCCAUUCUUUCCUUUCCUUCUCCCUUUCCCUCUUAAGUAUCUGUGGAUAGAAACAGGAUGUUAUGUUUUACUUUCUCCUGCAAUGUAGGAAGAUAUUUAUUCUCUAGUUCAUAUCCAAUUAUUUGCAGGCCAGAAAUUCUUUCUCUAAUAAUAUUAAAAUAUGUACCUGUUCCAAAGACACUGCAAUUAAUAAAGUUGUUUCCCUCAACCCAGAGGAAAUGCAAAGCUUUCUUAUAAAUCCAUUCCAAGAAUCAAAUUUUUUCUUGUACAUCUUCAAAAAACUAUGUGUUGCUAGGUGCAGUGGUACACACCAGUAAUCUCAGCUACUUUGGAGACUGAGGCAGGAGGAUUGCUUGAGCCCAGGAGUUCAAGAUCAGCUCGGGCAACAUAGUGAGGCCUCCUCUCUAAUUAAAAAAUGAAGAAGAAGAAGAAGGAGAAGGAGAAGGAGAAGGAGAAGGAGAAGGAGAAGGAGAAGGAGAAGGAGAAGGAGAAGGAGAAGGAGAAGGAGAAGGAGAGGAAGAGGAAGAGGAAGAAGAAGAAGAAGAAGAAGAAGAAGAAGAAGAAGGAAGAAGGAAGAAGGAAGAAGAGGAAGGAGAAGAAGAAGGAGAAGAAGGAGGAGAAGAGGAAGGAGAAGGAAAAGGAGAAGAAGAAGAAGAAGAUGGCAGCGGCAAAGUAGCUCAUGUGUGUAAUCCCAGCACUUUGGGAGGCUGAGGCAAGAGUAUUGCUUGAAGCUAGGAUUUCCAGACUAGCCUGGGCAACAUAGGGAGACCCCAUUUCUACAAAAAAAUUUAGAAAUUAGCAGGAAGUGAUGGCGCAUGCCUGUGGUCCCAGCUACUUGGGAGGCUGAGGCAGGAGGGUCACUUGAGCCUGGGAGGUUGAGGCUGCAGCAAGCAGUGAUUGUGCCACUGCUCUCUCUUCAGUCUGGGCAAUAGAAUGAGAGAUCCUGUCUCAAGGGGGGGGGAAAAAAAAAAGGAGGGGGAGGAGGAAGGAGAAUAAGAAACCACAUAUUAUCCAUGCCUAGCCAUUUUUACUAGAUAAAGAAUUUGCUUAUCUAGCCUGAUUGACAUGUUGAACUGUCCUCAAGGUCAGAUGUCACAAUAACACCCUCUGACUUAGUAAGGACUCUCCUCUGGGAAGAACAUGGCCCAGGUACAGAUGUCUCCAUCCUUAAUAGUUUGAGUCAUAGAUAACCAGCUGGCUGCCUAUCAGGUUGCCACUUGGUUUUAACUACUAUCUGCUGAAGAAAGAAAGCAAGUCUAUUACCUUAGACUUCUGUCAAAAGCAAAAAGUGAGGAUCUGGGAUCUAGCAAGGAUGUAACUGCAUCCAGUGCUCCCCAUCCCUAGCCAUGAAGAAGCAAAGCCCACAGUCAAGGAACCUGGCACUGCUCUUUGUCUUUGCCCUGCCACAUGGCACAGCACUGGUACUCUCUCAACGAAAAGAGUCACCCCUUCAUAUGGAUCUUCAGUUUUAAACCCAACAACCUGAAUCAAGGGCAUAAACUCCAUCACCUUCUCUAUCACUUUCCAAUUGUGUGGGGGGCUUCAGUUCAGUUUGGUGGUACUGAUAGGAAGCUUGGGGGCUCCACCCUAGCCUCAGGCCUACCUCCUAGUCCACUUCCCUCCUUGCCUUGGCAGGGCCUCUCCACCAGUAAUGAAGCAGGAAGGCAGAAGACUGUCAUCCUUUCAUAGAAUCAGAGGUGUGUUUGAAGUUGGAAAGGACCUUGGAGGUGACAGAGUCCUGUGGUUUUAAAGCCAUGAAAUCCUUUCUCUAGAGAGCUGCCCGGGCCCUGGGGCCCCUGCCAACAUGCUCACCUCCCACUCAUGCUGCCUCCACCCCCGCCCAUCUCUUCAGGACACCUGGUGCUCAGUGGAGAUAUCCAGUUUGAUCACCAUUGUAUAGACAAAGAAACAGAGAGCUGGGGAGGUGAUUUGAUCCCAGCCCCCACCAUGCCUUACAACCUGCAAGUGACAAAGCCAUUCGCAGAUCUCAGGCCUGACUCCGAGUGCCUGCUGCUCUCCAUCUGCCCCAGCGUCCUCUCUUUACAGGCAGACCCAGGGAGCUGGAGGUCUGUGCAGGCUGCCUGAGUUUCUUUACAAUUUCAGUAGUUCUGUCGAGCCUGUUCCACAACAGACACAAAUGGAAAUACAACAAGCAAAGGUCUUGCUAAGUGAGACUAGAAAACCAUGCUGAGGAAUAGCAAAUAGCUCUCAUGCUGCAGCUGGUCUGCUUGAAGAGUUAAUGGUUAAGAGUUUAUAAAUAUGCAAACACCAAGGUCGAACAGCAGGAGUUCCCAAGAUAGCAGAGAAACAGGAACCUACCACAAAGGAUUAUGGUACUAAAAGGUUAAAAAUCCGCCCAUCCACAUGGCAAAGGGCAGGGAAUAAAUAAACCACGACAUCCUGUUAGAGGGGGAUUCACAGAGAAGGCAGACUCCUGGGAAUAGGAAAGAAAAAAAAAAAAGAUACAAGACAAAAUAGACCAAGGCUAAGUACCAACUUUGUGUAGUUAAGAAUCCACAUAUCCUCGGAGUGACCUUGACAAUAAAAAUCCAACACUAAAAUAAACAUGUAAGAGCGGAGUUACAUCAUUAGCAGUUGUGCAGACUGUUAUGAAGCCUUUUAAUCCGGUCAAAUUGGUGAGCAGGGUGAAGUGAUAAAAGCACACAGAUUUAUUCAAAGGACCCACGUGGUUGGCAUCAGAUGGCUAGCAUGUUCCAGCACCUUGCCUGCCCCCUGUUCCAUAAUGGGCCCCAGUAGAAUUCCCAUUCUAUUUUUAAUUAGCUAUUAACACAUGUUUGUUUGCCCCCAGAAAUGGGAAAACCCAAUCUUCAUUUAAACUUAGACUAUAAAAGUUAUUCAUUAUAAAAACAGGUUUCAUUUCUAUUUUUCUGUUUACUCUAAUGGCCAGUGCUCUCCUAGCAGCAUCCUGGGACCUUUAUCCGGCAUAUGUGUGGCCUCUCCUCCAUUCUCUCUGUACUGUUUCUGGCUUUUCAAGAAUCUGUGCACCCGUUUCCUCAGGUCGAAAUUCUGCGAUAAGUUCAGAAAAGGAGGCCGCCUUGUUUUAGUUCAUGGCUAAAUGAAUGGAUCUUCAUGAGCAACGAGGCGCUCUUAAUGCAAGGUUCCCGCUCCUCCUAGCCCUGCUGUUGCUCCUGCUCCCUGGGUUCUCUGCUCCUGGGUUCUCUGCUCACAUGCUCAAAUGCUGCCUCCUCUCUGAGGCCUUCCUAACCCUCCUGACUUAAGUGGGUGUGCCCCUUUGUUAUGUAUCACUCUGCCCCAUUUGAAUCCUUCAUGGCAGUUGUCACAGUUCGUAAAGGAAUAUUUGUUUGUUUAGUUAGAGGUGUCUCGCCCACAAACCUGUGACCUCCAUCGGGGAGGGGGCAGGACCAUCCCCCAACGAUGGUGCAGCACAAAUGCAGUCUUGGCACAUGGCUUCCAACAAUGUGCGAUGAGGAAGGACUGGGUGUCCAGCCUGCCUAGACAUUAGCCAGAGCUGUGUGAUCAAUGCUGCUCUGGAGAACACAGCCUCCUAGACCAGGUACUCCUGUGAAACACCUCAGAACUACUUGUUAUGAUCGGACAUCUGCUAAAGAUCCCUUUGAGCUCUUGUAGAAGGGAUCUGUUAGGAAAAUGGUGUAAGCAAGAUCAUCUUAACCUACUUAAGAGUGACACACUCUACAGGAAAAGGUUUUUUUGUUUGUUUGUUUUUCUGAGAGGGAGUCUCGCUCUGUCACUCAGGCUGGAGUGCAGUGGCGCAAUCUCGGCUCACUGCAACCUCCGCCUCCCAGGUUCAAGCGAUUCUCCUGCCUCAGCCUCCGGAGUAGCUGGGAUUACAGCUGUGCGUCACCACGCCCAGCUAAUUUUUGUAUUUUUAGUAGAGACAAGGUUUCACCAUGUUGAUCAGGCUGGUCUCAAACUCCAGACCUUGUGAUCCGCCUGCUUCGGCCUCCCAAAGUGCUGGGAUUACAGGCGUGAGCCACCACGCCUG